AUGGAUCUUGAAGUUUAUUUAAAUCGUUCCCAUUUCGCGGUCCCACACGGCGGCUACUUGAUACUCACCUGUCACCCGUUCCUUCCUCUCUUUGCAGUCUGCUGCUCUGUGGCCCUCAGCUGGGCCAACGAAUGGGGCUACCCGGACUUGGACAACAAUCAGGAUGAGCCCUUUCCAAAAUGGGGCGGUCUUUGCGAUAGUGGCAAGAAGCAAAGCCCCAUCAAUCUGCAUGUCAAGGGGUCUCUGAAGGGCGAGUUUGAUCCUCUGAAGUUCGAGAACUACGAUGAGCAUCAGAAAAAUCUGCUAAUGGUCAACAAUGGACAUUCAAUUCAACUUUCUGGCUUCGAUCACGAACUGACCUUGAGUGGUGGCGCCCUGCUAAAUGACUUCGUGGUGGAGCAGAUCCACAUGCAUUGGUGGUCGGAGCACACGAUCAACGACAUCCGGUAUCCGCUGGAAGUGCACAUCGUGCACCGGAAUACCAUCUACCCCAACAUGACCAUGGCCGCGAACUUCAAAGAUGGCAUUGUGGUCAUCGGAGUGCUGUACCAUGUGUCCAAUACGCCCAACGAGGCCAUCGGCAGCAUUAUCAAGAGUCUGGGUGCCGUGAAGAGCUACGAUAGCAUGAACAAGCCUGCCCUGGUGGCAGACUCCCUGGCCGUCGAUGAUCUGGUGCCCAGUGUGGAGAGCUACUUCACGUAUGCUGGCUCCCUGACGACGCCCACCUGCGCCGAGGCCGUCACCUGGAUUGUGCUCACCCAGACCUUCCCGGUGACCCUGGACCAGGUCAACGAGUUCAAGGAGAUCGAGUACGAGGAGGGCAAGCAGUUGCACAACAACUUCAGGGAGCUGCAGAGCGAGAACAACCGAGCAGUCGUCCUGGUCGAGCAGCCCGAGGAUCGAUCGGGAGCAGCUGGACUCACGGCCUCCGUAUCCCUGACCCUAAUGACCCUAAUGCUGGCGGGCCAGAAGUACCUGCUGUAGAUUUAAGAUGGACAUCGCAGAGAGAGCAGCCAAUGACAUACUCGUACCAAAGAAUCAAUCGUUACAAUACAACGAAUUUGUUUAUAUAACUAUAACUAUAUCAUAACAAUCAAACAAACAACCGGCGACACAGGAGAGCAACGUCAGACCAGACAAUUUAUACUCAUUAAUUGUAAUGCAGAACAAAACAAGAACAACAAUUCAGCUAGUCAGUUUGUCUAAAGUUCAUUAAGUGCAAAGAUCACAGAUAAAUAAAUGAAACAUUUUACAAGCAA
This is a messenger RNA of Drosophila takahashii, 1259 nucleotides long. The record is from RefSeq and is a predicted model, not a curated record. NCBI's taxonomy places the organism in Eukaryota, Metazoa, Arthropoda, Insecta, Diptera, Drosophilidae.